Messenger RNA from Perognathus longimembris pacificus (Pacific pocket mouse), 1093 nucleotides. Its product is annotated as receptor expression-enhancing protein 3-like. Gene Ontology annotation, cellular component: endoplasmic reticulum membrane; endoplasmic reticulum tubular network; cytoplasmic microtubule. Gene Ontology annotation, biological process: endoplasmic reticulum tubular network organization. Gene Ontology annotation, molecular function: microtubule binding. The record is from RefSeq and is a predicted model, not a curated record. Lineage: Eukaryota; Metazoa; Chordata; Mammalia; Rodentia; Heteromyidae.
AUGCUCUGCUCUGUAUCUGUGUCCUUUGCCCAGAGCAUUUUCUCCUACAGUUACUUUGCAGCCAUUUUGGAAGCCAGGAAGGAAUGGACAGGAGACUUGGCAGAGUCAUGGGCUCUUGUUGUAACCAAGUCCCACAAGACAAUCCUGAGACCAUCUCUGGCCACUUCUGAACACACCUGCAACUGCUGCUCAUGGCAUGUAAUAAACUUAAGUUCUCUGCCCUUGAUUUGGCAUAGAGGGGCAAGUGACGGCAUGAAACUCCUGGAGUUGGGAUCUAGGCUGGUGUUUGGAAUGCUUUAUCCUGCAUAUUAUUCAUACAAAGCUGUGAAAACAAAAAAUGUGAAGGAGUAUGUUCGCUGGAUGAUGUACUGGAUUGUUUUUGCCAUCUACACUGUGAUUGAAACAGUAGCUGAUCAAAUAGUCGCUUGGUUUCCCUUAUACUAUGAGUUGAAGAUUGCCUUUGUCAUAUGGCUACUUUCUCCCUACACCAAAGGAGCAAGUUUAAUAUAUAGAAAAUUCCUUCAUCCACUUCUUUCUUCAAAGGAAAGGGAAAUUGAUGAUUACAUUGUGCAGGCAAAGGAGCGAGGCUAUGAGACCAUGGUGAACUUUGGACGGCAAGGUUUAAACCUGGCAGCUACUGCUGCCGUCACUGCCGCUGUGAAGAGCCAAGGAGCAAUAACAGAGCGUUUGCGCAGUUUCAGUAUGCAUGACUUGACAGCUAUCCAAGGUGAUGAGCCUGUGGGACAAAGACCAUAUCAGCCUUUACCAGAAGCUAAAAGGAAAAGCAAAGCAGCCCCCAGCGAAUCAGCAGCUUAUGGAAUUCCACUGAAAGAUCGAGGUGAAAAAACUGAUGAAGAAGGUCCAUAUUCGGAUGAUGAGAUGUUAACACACAAAGGGCUGAGAAGAUCCCAAAGCAUGAAAUCAGUGAAAACUGUCAAAGGCUGCAAGGAGGUGCGGUAUGGUUCCCUAAAGUACAAAGUGAAGAAGAGACCACAAGUGUAUUUUUAGUCUACACUUCAAAUAUCCCAAGAUAAAUAACGCUAAUAAGUCAGUUUGGGCUGGGAGGUGGAGCUCAUUUUCUAUCAUGAUAAAC